AUGUCUUCCUUCGCCGCUCGCUCUGCUCUCCGCGCUGCUGCUCGUCGCGCACCUCGCGCAAACGUCUUCAGCAAGGCUGCGCAGACGGCUUCCUACUCCCUUCUGGCCCGCAAUGCGGUCUCUACCGCGUCGAAAAGGUCGGCACCCGUGGCUACCCGCGGUAUGAAGACCCUCGACUUUGCUGGCACCAAGGAGGUCGUGUACGAGCGAAGCGACUGGCCGCUUCCCAAGCUCCAGGACUACUUCAAGAAUGACACCCUAGCCCUCAUCGGCUACGGUUCCCAGGGCCAUGGUCAGGGUCUCAACGCCCGUGACAACGGCCUCAAAGUCACUGUCGGUGUCCGAGAGGGUGGCGAGUCAUGGAAGCAGGCCAUGGAAGACGGCUGGGUCCCCGGCGAAACCCUCUUCCCCAUUGAGGAGGCCAUCAACCGCGGUACUAUCGUCAUGAACCUGCUCUCCGACGCUGCCCAGUCGCAAACAUGGCCCACCGUCGCACCGCUCAUCACGAAGGGCAAGACACUCUACUUCUCGCACGGCUUCUCUGUUGUGUACAAGGACGACACACACGUCAUUCCCCCUACUGAUGUCGAUGUGAUCCUCGUCGCGCCCAAGGGCUCCGGCCGCACUGUCCGCACGCUCUUCAAGGAGGGCCGCGGUAUCAACUCCAGCAUUGCCGUCUGGCAGGACGUCACCGGCAAGGCGACGGAGAAGGCCGUCGCGAUCGGUGUUGCGAUCGGCUCUGGCUACAUGUACGAAACGACGUUCGAGAAGGAGGUCUACUCUGACCUCUACGGCGAGCGUGGUGUGCUCAUGGGCGCGAUCCAGGGCCUGUUCUGUGCGCAAUACAAGGUGCUCCGUGCGAACGGGCACUCGCCGUCAGAGGCCUUCAACGAGACGGUCGAGGAGGCGACGCAGUCGCUGUACCCCCUGAUCGGGCAGCACGGCAUGGACUACAUGUACAACGCGUGCUCGACGACCGCGCGGCGCGGCGCGCUCGACUGGGCGAAGGUGUUCGAGGAGACGAACUUGCCCGUGUUUGAGCGCCUGUACCAGAGCGUGCGGGACGGCUCCGAGACGCGCCGCAGCCUCGAGUUCAACGGGAGCGCGACAUACCGCCAGGACCUCGCGAAGGAGCUCAAGGAGAUCGACGAGCAGGAGAUCUGGAGGGCCGGCAAGGUCGUGCGCUCCCUCCGCCCGGACAACCUGUCGUAAGCUUCCUUGCCUACUCUCACAUGGAUUGCCCUCGGCUGUUCAACACCCGCCAAAAUUGCCUCAGCGCUGCUGACAUCUUGCUUGAUCCGCUGUGCACAUGCUGCAUGUUUUGUCCCGAUCAUCAUGGCUUGACGCCGAUAAAAAGGAAGAUGUACCGCCAGUUAUAUACUACGAUAAUUCAUUUUGCUUGUGCU
Postia placenta MAD-698-R-SB12 is the source of this 1406-nucleotide messenger RNA. RefSeq lists its product as hypothetical. The transcript has 5 exons. Gene Ontology annotation, molecular function: ketol-acid reductoisomerase activity. Gene Ontology annotation, cellular component: mitochondrion. Bases 1 to 1212 code for a protein of 403 amino acids. Gene Ontology annotation, biological process: L-valine biosynthetic process. NCBI's taxonomy places the organism in Eukaryota, Fungi, Basidiomycota, Agaricomycetes, Polyporales, Adustoporiaceae. The record is from RefSeq and is a predicted model, not a curated record.